Messenger RNA from Medioppia subpectinata, 933 nucleotides. NCBI's taxonomy places the organism in Eukaryota, Metazoa, Arthropoda, Arachnida, Sarcoptiformes, Oppiidae. The record is from the annotation of a GenBank genome assembly.
GAAUUCAAUGAGAAAACAAUCGUAACAUUAAAUGUCUAUAAAAGUAACGAUAAUACAAGUGAUGGUAACUAUAAAACUCAAUUCAUUGAGAUAUCAGUCAUAGGUUCGGGUGGUUUUGGGACUGUAUUUAAAGUAAAGCAUAGAUUGGAUGAUAAGAUAUAUGCCGUUAAAAGAGUUCAAUUAGGGGAUAUUAGUGACGAAAACAAACAAAAAGCUCUGAAAGAAGUAAAAAAUUUGGCAAAACUGGACCAAAAUUUUGCCGUAAAGUAUUACAACUCAUGGCUUGAGUCCAAUCAUCUCUACAUUCAAAUGCAAUUCUGUGCGCAAAGUCUUCGAUCACUUCUCGCAGAGAAAGCCAUUGUCUUCGGUCGACAACCGGAGGAUCAGAUGAAUAGUGUGUUUGAAUAUUACAUAUCGUGUCAGAUAUUCAAAGAGAUCUUAGAGAGCGUACAAUAUCUACACAAAUCCAAUCCACCGAUCAUUCAUCGGGAUCUCAAACCCGACAAUAUAUUAAUUGAUACCAACUUUACGUCCAAUCGUUUUAUAAAACUGUGUGACUUUGGUUUGGCCACCGAUCACAACGUCGACAGACAAACUGCCAGCCGAUACGAGCACUCAGUUGUCGGCACUUUUGCAUAUAUGGCACCGGAAAUGAUUUCGGGAAAUAAAUAUAACCACAAAUCGGAUAUUUAUAGCCUUUCUUUAAUCGGUCAAAAAGUAUUUGAUAUCGAUCUCCAGGCCUCGCAAUCAUUUGAUGCUAAAGACACUGUGUUUAAAACAUCAAUACUAUGUCUAUACCAGACAUUAGUGGCAAUGAUGUCAACACCCUUUUGGCGACAAAGACCUGAGUGUCGGCAAGUGUUGGCCACAUAUAACGAGUGGUCUAUUGAUAGGACUGUUAUCACCGGACAUAAGGAAUUCGAUCAAUAUACU